AUGUUGUCCAACACAUCUGAAGUUUCAUUGAUCUUGAUCAUGAAACCUCUGGACAUACCAACAUCGAGUAUCUACCCUUCAUUCUUCCUUGGAAUGCUUGCGUAUUGCCUGAUUCUAGUCUUCAACCUAACGAUCCUCCUCACCAUCGUCCUCAACAAGCAGCUGCACAAGCCCAUGUACCUUUUGCUCAUGAACUUGUCCAUUAAUGAUAUGACAGGUGCCACUGCUUUCUACCCUCAGCUGAUCUCCAGCAUCCUGUCACAGGACCGGUCCAUCUCCAAACCAGCCUGUAUUCUUCAGGCAGUGAUGGUGCACAUGUACGGGGGUGGCUCCCUGCUCACCCUGACAGCUAUGGCAUACGACAGGUACGUUGCUAUCUGUAGCCCUCUGAGAUACAAUGCGAUCAUGUCCCCUGGACAUUUGGCGAGGAUCAUUGCCACCGUGUGGUUUGUUGACAUGACUGUGAUGGGAGUCCUGUUCUCCCUGCUUGGACGCUUCCCCUUCUGCCAUUCCAUUCUCCCUGACAUUGUCUGCACCAACUCUGCACUCACCAAGCUCAUGUGUGAGGACACCACUGUCAAUAACUACUACGGGAUCUUUCUCACCAUUUUUUUACAGAGCAUAGCCUUAAUCACAGUGAUCUUUACCUACAAACAGAUCUUGCUCUGUUGUCUAAGGAACAGACAAUCCGACACAAAGAAAAAAGCUGCUUGGACAUGCGCAACUCAUCUGGCUGUCUUUGUUCUGUUCGAACUUACCACUCUGUUUACGGUGAUCUCAUACCGGUUCAGUGCUGUGUCCCCUGUUCUGCAGAGAGCCAUUGGAAUCUCAGCUAUAGUCUUUCCUCCGCUACUUAACCCUCUGAUAUAUGGCCUCAAUACUAAAGAAAUCAGAACCAAAGUCAUUCACUUCUUCAACAAAACUGCUUUUUCUUUUUUUAAACAAUGUAGUCUUAGGCGGAAGAUAUUUCAUAAGUAA
This is a messenger RNA of Scleropages formosus (Asian bonytongue), 978 nucleotides long. RefSeq names its product olfactory receptor 7G1-like. Gene Ontology annotation, molecular function: odorant binding; olfactory receptor activity; G protein-coupled receptor activity. The record is from RefSeq and is a predicted model, not a curated record. Bases 1 to 978 code for a protein of 325 amino acids. The transcript has a single exon. Gene Ontology annotation, cellular component: membrane. Gene Ontology annotation, biological process: detection of chemical stimulus involved in sensory perception of smell; G protein-coupled receptor signaling pathway. NCBI's taxonomy places the organism in Eukaryota, Metazoa, Chordata, Actinopteri, Osteoglossiformes, Osteoglossidae.